Messenger RNA from Amaranthus tricolor (Joseph's coat), 908 nucleotides. Its product is annotated as auxin-binding protein ABP19a-like. Gene Ontology annotation, molecular function: manganese ion binding. Gene Ontology annotation, cellular component: cell wall. Lineage: Eukaryota; Viridiplantae; Streptophyta; Magnoliopsida; Caryophyllales; Amaranthaceae. The coding region runs from base 56 to 685 and encodes 209 amino acids. The transcript has a single exon. The record is from RefSeq and is a predicted model, not a curated record.
AGAGCUUAAACAAUCUUUGUUAUUAACCAAGCUUAAAUUAGCCUUCAUUAACAACAUGAUUAUUCCAAUUUUCUUUAUCUUUUCUCUCCUAAUCCAUAAAUCAUAUGCUAAUAUACCCUUUGAUUAUUGUGUCGGAGAUAUGAGUCUACCAAGCGGGCCAGCUGGGUACGCCUGUAAACAUCCUGCAAAACUUACGGUAGAUGAUUUUGUUUAUUCUGGUUUGAACAUACCAGGCACCGUUUCAAAAAUUUUAAAAUUCAAUGCAAGUAAUGCUUUUGCUGCUGAGUUUCCGGCUUUAAAUGGCAUGGGAAUCUCUGCAACACGAGUAGACAUAGAUGUAGGCGGAUUCUUUCCGGCUCAUGCACAUCGAGUGUCAGAGUUGUUCAUCAUAAUAAAAGGAACGAUAAUUGCAGGAUUUAUUGACACAAACAAUACUCCAUUUUAUAAAACGUUGAAAAAGGGUGACAUUAUGAUAUUUCCUCCAUCACUACUUCAUUUUGUAGUCAAUGUGGGAUCCACACCGGUAACAGCAUAUGCAAGCUUUGCUAGUGAAAAUCCUGGUGUUCAACUAAUUGACACUGCGUUGUUCCGAAACAAUCUACCCUCAGAAUUGGUCGAGAAGAUCACGUUGCUUGAUCAUAAACAGGUGCAAAAACUUAAGAAGGUCUUUGGUGGGACCAAUUAAUUGAUUAAUUGUAUUUGAUUUUUUAAUUGUACAUAUACAAAAUUAAUAAACAAUGUAAUUAACUGAUUAUUACUACUACUUAAUUUAGUUUAUGCUAAGAUCAUAAUCAUCUUUUAUUAAAAUAAUUUUAACUAUUGAUUGUUUCAUAAUAAUCUUAAGUCUGAGGUGUACUUUCUCAAAAUAAUCCAACUUUCGAUUGAUUAUUCCAUAAUAGUCUUACGUA